CAUAGCUUGGUCCUGGUGUCGAGCUGAGGAGCUUUGGGAGUCUCAAAGUUUGUGUCUGGAGCAGUAGUGGAGCGUGGGCUUAGAAGGAAUUUUCUUGGGAUAAGAGCUGAUCUCUUGCCUUCAUUUUGGAUGCACACCCUGCUUUAAUCCCUUCAGCCUUCGGCCCGAUCCCUGGAUAGCCUGUCUCCCCCGGGAUUUUCAGAUCUCCGAGGACACCGGACCGGAGCCCUCGGCAGUUCUCUCUCGGCCAGGGGAGCAAACGCUUUCCCUCCUAAGUGCAUAAACUACACACACACACACACACACACACACACACACACACACACACUCAGACACACACACACACGCGGAGCCGGAUCUCGUCCUCCGAGGCGGCUCUGCCUGCUCCCCUCCUGCGCUCAGCAUCCUCGGCCCAGCGCGCCUCGGACCACCAUGGAGGUGCUGGAGAGCGGGGAGCAGAGCGUCCUGCAGUGGGACCGCAAGCUGAGCGAGCUGUCAGAGCCCGGGGAAACCGAGGCUCUCAUGUAUCACACGCACUUCUCAGAGCUUCUGGAUGAGUUUUCCCAGAACGUCUUGGGUCAGCUCCUGAACGAUCCUUUCCUCUCAGAGAAGAGCGUGUCGAUGGAGGUGGAGCCAUCCCCAACGUCCCCAGCACCCCUCAUCCAGGCCGAGCACAGCUACUCCCUGUGUGAGGAGCCUCGGGCCCAGUCACCAUUCACCCACGUUACCACCAGUGACAGCUUCAAUGACGAUGAAGCAGAAAGUGAGAAAUGGUACCUGUCGACGGACUUUGCUUCAACAACCAUCAAGACGGAACCGAUUACGGAUGAGCCAGCCCCGGGACUUGUUCCCUCUGUCACGCUGACCAUCACAGCCAUCUCCACCCCUUUCGAAAAGGAGGAACCUCCUCUGGAAAUGAAUACUGGGGUUGAUUCCUCGUGCCAGACAAUUAUUCCUAAGAUUAAGCUGGAGCCUCAUGAAGUGGAUCAGUUUCUAAACUUCUCUCCUAAAGAAGCCUCCGUGGACCACCUGCACCUCCCGCCCACCCCUCCCAGCAGCCACAGCAGUGACUCGGAGGGCAGCCUGAGCCCCAACCCGCGCCUGCACCCCUUCGGCCUGCCUCAGACGCACAGCCCAGCCAGAGCCGUGGUGCGGGCCCCCUCCACCCUUUCCAGCUCUCCCCUUCUCACGGCGCCGCACAAACUGCAGGGGUCAGGCCCACUGGUCCUGACAGAAGAGGAGAAGCGGACCCUGAUCGCCGAGGGCUAUCCCAUCCCCACCAAAUUGCCCUUAACAAAGUCAGAGGAGAAGGCGCUGAAGAAAAUCCGGAGGAAAAUUAAGAAUAAGAUUUCUGCCCAGGAAAGUAGGAGAAAGAAGAAAGAAUACAUGGACAGCUUGGAGAAAAAGGUGGAGUCUUGUUCGACUGAGAACUUGGAGCUUCGGAAGAAGGUCGAGGUUCUGGAGGACACUAAUAGAACUCUCCUCCAGCAACUGCAGAAGCUUCAGACUUUGGUGAUGGGCAAGGUUUCUCGCACCUGCAAGUUGGCGGGCACACAGACUGGCACCUGCCUCAUGGUCGUUGUGUUAUGCUUUGCCGUGGCAUUUGGAAGCUUCUUUCAGGGCUAUGGACCCUAUCCUUCCGCCACCAAGAUGGCUCUGCCCAGCCAGCACUCCAUGCCAGAGCCAUACACCGCAUCCGUUGUGAGAUCCAGGAACCUGCUGAUCUAUGAGGAACAGUCUCCGCUGGAGGAGCCGUCCAGCCCCACCCCAGCCGGGGAACUUGGGCGCUGGGACCGAGGCUCCUCACUGCUCAGGACGUCGGGGCUGGAGUCCAGGCCGGACGUGGAGCUUCCCCAUUUCAUUCUCUCAAAUGAGACCAGCCUGGAGAAGUCAGUGCUGUUGGAGCUGCAGCAGCACUUGGUCAGCGCCAAACUGGAGGGGAAUGAAACACUAAAAGUUGUAGAACUCGACAGAAGAGUGAAUGCCACCUUCUAAAGAGGCGCUCCCUUCACUCUGCUCUUUUCUCUUCACUCAAGUUGUACGUCCCCAAACCACCUUUGCCAUAAGCUUUUCCUUUUCCCUGUCCCAUCUGGAUGAAGACUUGGAGGAGCGGUGGUGGCUUUGGAUGGGAGGACAGCCUGGGAUUUCCACCUGUGGUGAGAGAGCACCUUUCCCUCCAGUCCCAUGUCCCUCCCUGCAGAAGGGAUCCCCUCCCUUUCGCUUACUGCCAUAGAAAAUUAUUUUAGGGUCAGGUGGGACAAGCAGGCUUGUUCCUACAGAUAGUGCCAAAAAGAUACUGCCUGAUUCUCACCUGGGGAGUGUCACCACCUCUUUGAAGAAGUAAUGACUCGUGUUCAUUUGAGACCCCAGACUCUAACUACAGAAAUACCAGGAUGCCCGUUGGGAUCUGGCAAAGCACUGACUGGUGUUCUGCCUUCCUUAGCCUGGGUCUCCAGUGUAUCCUGCAACGUCAGUCCCGGAAGUGCCGGGGUGUCCAGUGAGCCCCCCUGCCACUCUGCUCUGUCCAAGUCCCCAAGCCCUCGCUGAUUGUCCUCCGGCACUGGAGUGAGGGCACCCCCUUCAUAUUCUCAGGCCGCAAGUGCAAUGCCUGAAGGAAUCAGGCUUCUCUACUCCAGGCAAACCUGUCCCGUCUCGUUGCUUGUAGGACUUCUCCAUAACCAGUGUCCCCUCAUGCCCAUAGUUCCGCCUCCCCGGCUUCUCCUCCCCAUUUGUAAAUAGUAUUUAUUAGCUUGCUGAGGCUUCCCACUCGCAACCACACUGAAGAGGUCCGACGCCUCCCUCCAAGACACCAAAGUCUCCUGCUGGCCUUCGGCGCUGGGAGGACAGCCUAGGCUCUGGGAUCCCCAAUCCUCCCGACCUGUUUCAUUUCCUUUGCUGCUUCUUCUUUCUUCCUGGAAGCCUAUCGUUAUAGUUGGGAAAUCCCCAUAAGCAUGUGUUCUUCGAUAGAAUGAACUCAGAGGGGAAGAUGGAGCGAUGCCUUGCUCAGGCCGGUGGCUCUUUCCGUCCUGUCAUAACAGAAAAGGAAGCUCUGUCCCUGACGACAGACAUUUUGGACGGCCUUGCUGGCUUGUCUCCCCACACCUGCGCCCAACCCCUCCCUCCCCGCCCCCCCCACCUCGCUUUACCCUGCUCUCCUGCCUCAGCAGAGGGGGUGGGCCUGAGGUCUGUUCCUGGGGUUGGAGUAGGUGACAUUUGUGUAUCCAUUACCUUUUAUAGUCAGGUUUGGUUGCUUUGCAGCUCACCCAAAGAGACAUAACCUAACCCCCAACCUACUUUAUUUUUUUUGUUAAUGAUUAAAGUAACUUUUGUAGGUUAAAAAAAUUCUUUCCUUUUUUCAUACAGGUAGGAAAUGGAAAUUGCCUUUUUAUUGUAUAAUGUAGAAGAUCCCGCUUAAGGAUUUUCCGUAGCUUGUAAAAGAUUUUGUAUAGGAAAUUUGCUCACAUUUUGUAUUUUAUUUUUAGUACUAGCUAAAAGGCCUUUAGCUUUAACUCCUCUCUUUCUCUCUCUCUCUCUCUCUCUCUCUCUCUCUCUCUCUCUCUCUCUCUCUCUCUCUCUCUCUCUCUCCCCUGUACAUUGUCAUUGGAACCUGUACUUAAGAGGGAUUAAGCCCACACCUGGCCCUUCCAUUCCAUAUCAGAAACAGGAUUUGGUGUCAUUAACAUUUGCUGUCAUACGUCACAGUCAGAUCUGUGUUUUGUGUGCCCAGGUAAUUUGGGGGCUCACUGUUAGGGAUUCUUUCCUCUCCCCACUGUGAUGGAGACACUUCCAGACUGGGAGAAGGCCAAGUUCGUUUUCUCAGCAGUGUGUGAAGGCUGGAUGGGGACCUCAGUGGUCCUGGUAGCCCUGACCAUCUUCACUGCCCCUCACCUUGGCCAGGGAGCACGGAGACCAUCUGGGCUGUGCGGGAACAGGAGUUGCUGGCCUGUGCCCCACUCCUGCUUCUCUCAGCUCCCUUCUCUCCUUCUCUUCUGCUCUACAUCCUCCUGGCCCCGGCUGGUGUUUAGUAACCAUGGGCCACUGUUGACCCAUUCCUCUGUUUAAAAUGUCAUGUAAUUAUCAGGCACAGGCAGACUGUGAGGGCCUAAGAGGGCAAAGCGAUCGAGUUAACUCAAGUGUAUUCGGACAAUGCGCAAAGAAAGUUUUUGGAUUUAAGCGUAGAAGUGGAGAAUGGGUCAGCCUGGCCACUGGCCACUCCGGAACUAGUGUUUAAGGCUCCUGCAUUAGCCAGAGUGGAUAACCUGCUCUUCUGAAUGAAGAGGGAGAAGGGAAAGGGCAGCAAACUGAUGGCCCCCAUCCUCUGUGCCUUGAGGAUUUUUUCUCUCCUACCGACGAUCCUUGCUUGAUGUCACUCUCUCUAGACCUCCAAACAGCAGGGUUUCCUCUUCUUUGGGAAACCACUCUGCCAGAACUGAGUCUGUAUCUAGAAAUAUGAGACAUCAGACUGAGAGAGCCUGUGUGGCCAUUGUAAAGGGGUUCCAAGAACCAAUAUUGUUGCUGUGUCGAGAAAACCCUCUGCCCUCCACGCCCUGCCUGGGCAAGGAGAGGAAGCUAAAGUUGUCCCUUUGGGAAGAUGUAAUGGGGUCAAGAGGACUCCAAAGGGUUGGGUAAUGGCGGAUGGGUCCCAAAUAGUGGAUGCGUGCACGUUUCCUGUCCCAGGGAUAAGCCCAAAAUAUCAGUGGUUCUGUUCCCCCUGUAGUGCUGGCCCACCGACUAGUCAGUGAUACUUGGUUGGACCUGACGAUUUCAAAUAGUGACAGGCGUUGGCUUCCGAAUUUCAGUUUUGAAAAAUACGUGACUGUUCGUGCAACCAAGAGAAUAACUAUGUGUAAAGAUAUUAAUUAUAUUUUUCAUCAUGCGAACAGGUUUCCCUCUUCCCUUUCUUUGAUUACCCACGUGAGGGAGCCGUCUUGUAAACAUUCAGAGAACAAGUACUUUUUUUACUGGAUGAGACCUGAGUAACCCAGAGCCCCCAGCGUGGUUCUUUUCACAGCUCUCGACUUUGCACUUAGAAAUGGAUACUGAAAAUGAAAGUCCUCAGUGCCAGUUUUAGGAGAGAGUUCCUGUGAAGUGUUAGGACUCUGGAGUGUCGCUCACAUAAAGAGAAUGUUAUAUAAAAAUCUGACAGAUGAACUAGGUUGCUCCUUUAGGGCAAAGGGGGCAGGGAUGAAGUUUGACACCAGAAUGGGCAAAACAAGAUGACCUUUUUUUAUAUAUAUAUAUAUAAAUGAUUUUGAUUUGGAGACCUAAUUUGAGGAUUGCGAAAGCAGCUUUUAGCUCAACGUAUUUAGAAACCAACUAUAAAUACCCUGCGUUUUUAAUUCCUAAAUCCCUUGGUUUAGCAUGACCACCAACAGAGAGGGCGGGGACUCUCUUGUGCCCAUGGGCUGGACAUGAUUUGUCUUUAUUCUGGCACUGAGUCAGUGUCCAGGAUUUUUGUCAUGAGUGUUCUAUUAAAAAUUUCAGCACGUCAUGGCUCCUUCCUCCCAUGUCCUCAGACCAAGCAAAACCACAAUAACUGAGUCCGAGGCCUCUCCGGGCUAGCUCCUCUGCACACACCUGUCCCGUGAGAUGAGUCCUAGAGCAUAGUGCACACAGGAGGACAUCCCGCUGAGGAGAUGGACCAUCCGUGCUGCCCUUGCUAACACGGACACCGCAGAUGGAGGAAAAGGCUUUCAGCCUCCCUCUCAUCUUCCCUGGGGCACUCAUUUUGUUCUGUGGAGUCCAGUCUUUGAGAAACCCUUGCUGAAGACCCCCGCCUGCCUGCUGGCAGUGCAGGCAGGACCCGUGGAACCAUUAGCAGGCAGCGGCCCAGAGAGAGUCAUUUUAUUUGAAUCCUUGUUAGCUGAGACAAUUAGGAGACAUGUGAUAGGAUAAGCCCCUCUGGGAGGGCAGUUAGAAGCGAGAGCAGGGGGCUGUGAAAUGAGGCCUGAUGGAGCCAGAGACGGAUUUCAGCUUCUCUGUCCGUUCGUUCAUUCGUUCAUUCAUUCAUUCAUUCAUUCCUGAGGAAGAGUGCUGCAUGAGACUCUGGGGAAUAAGGGGGCUAAGGAAAUAUUAAUCAAUAGAUCUUCAAAAGACAUAAGUGCUGGGUCUCCCUCUCUCUUUCACACACACACAUACACACACACACACUCUCACACUCACACACGUACACACUCACUUCUCCCUUGUCUUAGACACCCGUUUGUGCCUUACAUGUGCCUUUUAUAUGAAUCCAGGAUGCCUGAGGACCCUUUGUCCCUGGGAUAUUUUAUGCGUAGUUUUGUAGUAUUAGAGUGAAGUGGGUGUGAGAGAAAUAACUUUUUCUAAAGGCUCAAAUAUGGUUUCCUAAAAGUGAGCAAGGAUCAGAUUUGUACAUCAGGAGAAAAAAGACAGAGUUACGUCCAUUAGGAAGAUCCUAUUUUGUAGAGGUGUAAUCACAUCAAAAAAUGGCCAGCCAGGAUUAAAGAUAUAAAUCCUCAGAGCAGAACAUUCUCUCUGUGCAAAGGAAACUGGCCCAUUUGGGGUUUAAUGCUAAAUGCCCACGUGGCCAAAGGGUCAACACUUACCACAGGAGAAAAUCUAGGUGUUGUUUCCUUUUGCCAUUUGGGGCGACAUAAAAUUCAGGAGUGCUUUAUUUUGUCUUGGUUUCGAGAAGGGGAAAACAUUGUUUUGAGCACUUACUAAAUCCUGAGUGCUGUGCCAAGUACGUGUUAAGUCUUUUAAUUUUAUAGAUAGAGAAAACAAGAACAACUCGUCACUCUGAGAGGGGUAAACAGCUAAGUGAUAUGGGAAGUGCAACAAUUUGUGGGUUAGGUGGAGCUAAUUCCUCUCUGAGAACACCGUAAACUCCUCAGUUCUCUGGACAGGAAACGCAGUGCCUGCUCCCAUGCUGGCCCAGCCAUGCGAUGCUCAGCUCUUUGCCUCGUGCUGGAAAUGACCUCCAGAAGUUCGUCUCUUGUCAUUUUCACCCAGUCUUCUGUGAGUUCCAGCGAGCAGGCUGUACAUCCUGGAAAAGAAAAGUCAGGGAUUUUAGCUCCAUUUCUCUGCUCUCAUCCUUUGCUCACCAGCUGGGGGAGAACAUGACCUUUUGGCACCAUGGACCCAAGGCCUACACUGCUUAGAAAAUCUCUCUUUCGGAUAAAACGCUUUAUGAUUCUAUGAAAAACACCAGCACUCGUUGACAAAUUGUGAGUGACCCUUUUUAAACAAUGCUGAGCAGACCCUGGACUACAUAAUAAGCAUGAGCUUCGAUGUCUCUGCUGACAGCUGGGCUUUCCUUUCUUUUGUCACAGGUUGUAUAGACCAGUAAUGUUUAAGUCUAAAUAUAUUGUGAGUCUAUUAUCUAUUGUAUUGUGCUGGGUUUUUUUUUAUGGCUUUUUAUUCUUUAUUAUUGCUGAGUAAAUACCAAAAAUAAAUAAGUAAAUAAAUGCUUUGUAACUGUACUUAGUUUU
Molecule: messenger RNA, 7451 nt
Organism: Rhinolophus ferrumequinum (greater horseshoe bat)
Lineage: Eukaryota; Metazoa; Chordata; Mammalia; Chiroptera; Rhinolophidae
Gene: CREB3L2
Product: cAMP responsive element binding protein 3 like 2
Exons: 12
Coding region: 433-1995 (520 amino acids)
Biological process (GO): regulation of transcription by RNA polymerase II
Molecular function (GO): cAMP response element binding; DNA-binding transcription factor activity, RNA polymerase II-specific
Source: RefSeq, a predicted model, not a curated record